GCACACGAAGCAAACGUCCAACGGGCCCAACUCUGCUUCUGCUUUCCCGUCCGAGUGGAAGCUGCACACUGACAGCAAUUGUGGACACUUAGUCUGACUUAUUUUUCUUUUAGGGGAAGACACAAGUAUGGUCGCCCGGUUUACUCCGCUUGGAAAUCUGUGAGCGUGUCAUCCUUUCGCUCCUCCGGUCGAACAGCUCCUCUUGGCAAAAUGGGAAGGACGAACGGGAUGAAUAUGAUUUUAAUAACAAUACUGUUUGGACUGGCGGGUGCCUCGGCCAAGGAGGAGGAGUGCUUGUCGGUGCGGUACACCACUGACGGAAAGUGUUGCAAACAGUGUCCGCCCGGCGAGGGUGUCGUCAAGCCGUGCGGAGUCACGCAGACCGUGUGCGCGCCCUGCCUGGACAGCGAAACCUUCUCCGAAAACGUCAGCCACACAGAGCGAUGCCAGCCCUGCACAAAAUGCACGGGCCUCUUCCGCAUGGCGACGCCGUGCACGGACACCAACGACGCCACCUGCGUGUGCAACUACGGCUUCUACCUGAACGACCUGUCGCAGAGGUGCGAGCCGUGCACCAAGUGCCCCGUGGGCCAUGGCAUGCUGCUCAGCUGCGAGUUGGACCACGACACCAUGUGCGAGGAGUGCGACGGGGACACGUACUCGGACCAGGAGAGCUCGCGAGAGCCCUGCAUCCCCUGCACCUCCUGCGACGAGGGCGAGGAGCUGCAGCUGCAGGCCUGCACCGCUGUCACCGAUACAGUUUGUCAAGUGCAGUACCCCUCCGUGUCGCCAACGCCCUUCACCGCCAUCUCCUUGCCCACCUACGACGACUUCCCCAUAGACGGCCCCCCGUCGGACGGCCCGACAGACAGCAGCGCCGCCGCCGCCGCCGCCGCCACCACCCCUGAGGGCGACUCCCACGAGCGCAUCUACCAGAGCCUGAACGACAAGCUCAUCCCCGUCUCCUGCUCCAUUCUGGCGGCCGCCGUGGUCGGACUCGUGGCCUUCGUCAUCUUCAAGAAGUGGAACAGCUGCAAGCAGAACAAGCAGCAGGCCAACAACGUCACGUCCAACCAGAACCAGACGCCGUCGCCCGAGGGCGAGAAGCUGCACAGCGACAGCGGCAUCUCGGUGGACAGUCAGAGUCUGCAGGAGCAGCUGGGCCAGACCCAAACGCAUACAGUGGUCACAAUGGACGAGGACCCCUGCCUGCUGCUGCCUCUGCACACCCGGGACAAGGUGGAGCAGCUGUUGUUCAACGGCGGCGAAGGGGACGACUCCAACACGGAGGACGACUGGUGCAACUUGGCGGGCCUGCUGGGCUACGAGGAGGCGCGCAUCGCCGCCUUCCGCCAGGACGAGCACCCGGUGCGCGCGCUCCUGUCCGACUGGGCCAGCAAGGACUGCGCCAGCGUGGGCGCGCUGCGCACGGCGCUGCGCAAGAUCAACCGCAACGACAUCGCCCAGAGUUUGGCUCUCAGUCCCAGCGGCCCAAAACCCACGGCCACCUCGGUGGUAUAGCGCAAGAACACGUUUGUUUUCUUUGUCUGAACAUGGAAGGAAAUUAGCUUUACCAAUAUCCCUCUGCAAUCAUUCCAACGUGGAUAGAAGCCUGUUUUCCCGCACUGAAGAUGAAUGCAACUUUUACUCUUGGCUCGCAAGCACUCUGUGUUACGAAUAGCCGCAGUUGUACCAAAGAGGUGUUAAAAGACUCCAGCCCAUAGCUAAUAAGCACCAUUAUUUACAUUUGAGCCUCUUCUUUUUAGCAUUGAAAAAUGGCUGCGUACCGGAUGAGGCCUCCUUUCGACCAGGGGUCUGGAUCCUCGCAAGCGUGACACGCUGACCGGAGGACGUCUGGAGUCUUUCAAAGUGGACCUCUUCACUGAGGAAUAGUCCACCCACUCCAGGACAUGGACCAUAGACGUUGACGGUCGUUGAACUCUUAGUCAUCGUGAAUAAUGUAGACCAGUCCACACACCCACUCACAAUAUGUAACCAUGCAUGGAUUUAGGAUGUAGACGUUCAUGUACAUUUCAAGACACACGACUUCCCGACAUAUUUGUACGAGAGGGUAUAUCGUAUUUCCACAAAUAGUGGUUCUCAAACUUUUUACGCCAAACGCAUCCUAAAAAAAAUAACUUUUACUUAAAAAUAAGAUACACUAGUGCAGUAGACGUUUUAUCAAAAAUAAGACAGAGGUUUUAUUCCUAAAAAGUACGUUUGAUAUUAUUGUAAGCCACUGUAACAUUAUGCACAGUUUGAACAUUAACACGGUGUUUAAAUAUAGGGGAAACAUACUUAAGUAAUUCAAUUAAUAUGUAUUGCACAUAAAGGUUAAAUAAAAUUGAAAUUUAAAAACAAACAGUUCUUAGCAAGUAAAUGCAAAUGUACUAAAAAGUUAAAUACAACUAAACUGUGGUUAAUCAGUGAUUCUUUCAUGUAGCACUCGAGGGAUGCUUGCCUUUAGUGGUACUAGUACACUACCAAACGUUGAGAAUCACUGAAAUAUACAGCCCAACAUUGUUUUACACCGUGGCCAAAUUUAAAACGUGAAUUAGUCUGAAUGUGGCAAAAUACUACAAGAGGUUGAUAACAUUUGAUUUCAACCUCUUCAAAAAUGAUUCAAUUGUUUUGCUCAUAAAAGUUCUUAGUAUACUUAAAUAUUAAUGGAAAUGUAUGAACAUAAAAGUUUCAUUCAACUGAACUGUACUUAGAAAAUGACUAAAAUUAUUAUUCAAAUUUGUACAAAUAAAGGCCUCCCUAGUAAUCAGUAAAUAAACACCCCCAGCCACUAUUUGAGGACAUACAGUAUAAUAUCAUGUUUACUUCAUGGGGAUAAUUUUAAAUUAACAAAACUACAUUAUAUACUUGUUGUAUUAUAAUGCCCAUCCCUAAUAUAUAUAUAUAUAUAAAUGUAUAUAUACAUAUACACAUACACACACAUACAUACAGUAUGUGUGUGUGUGUGGAGUCUAUACUGCAAAAUCUGCAUAUUAGUAGCCAAUAUAAAGCAGCUGUGUGUCCACAAACCAUAUGCUGUACACGACUACGCUACAGUACAUAAACCCGCACGCGGACAGUAUAGCAAGCUGCAAAACAAGAAAACAAAUGCACAGGUGAUCAGGAUACAAAACAAAAUGGAAGGUUUGACUCUCUAUCCUCUCCGCGUCCUUUCUCAGGGUAUCGCCAGCCUCCGACGAACACAACAAUCAUCGCGGUGGGUUUCCUUGUUAUUAAUUACGCUGCCCAGAGAGGAAACCAAGCACCUAUUUUUUUUUUAAAUGUACUUAUCUUCUUUCUUUUUUUUUUUUUUUUUUUUUUUUAAAACUGUGCGCUUAGGGAGGAGGGUAUAUUUGAAGGAGCUAAUGUUAUUGUUACUAAAAUGAAGGCAUUCCCACUCUACUUUGUGAGGGUUCUUUUAAUAUUGUUCUCUUGAUUGUAGCACUUAAAUGUGUCAUUAAUUAUAUUUGUCUGUUUUACAUCGCAAGUGCCUGACAACUAUUUCAGGGCUUAUUGAUGUUGUACAGUUCAGUUUUGACAUGUUUUUGUCACAAUUUUGUGACUGUAAAUAGACCAAUUGUCUUUAUUUUCUUUUUUUAAGGAAACGUAUUAGAACCAAUUCAAAUACUAAUAUUGGAAAGCAACAUUGCAUGCAUGUUGUGUGUAAUAAUAAGCCUCCGUAUCCCUGGGAUGCCGGACGGAUGCGUUACUAUACCUUUAAAGCGUAUCCUACAUUUGGAAACUGUGACCGGACAAUUUUCUCUGGAGAGUAUUUGUUUAAAACAAAAGGUUUGACUUGUACAGUAGUGAAGGUAAAUACGUGAUGAUUUUUGCACUUGAGCGUAGCGUCAUAGUGAUUAUGCAAAACGAGGGGAGCUCUUGAUGUGGCUGAAAUGUACAGCUCUGAUCAUUACUGAAUGUUCCUUAUACACUAACACGUCAUAUUGUAUUAUACUUCAUGUGAAUUUGAGAGCUACUUCUUCUACAGUAAUAAAGGUCAUGAAUCUGUUUCAAUUAUU
Messenger RNA from Phycodurus eques (leafy seadragon), 4019 nucleotides. RefSeq names its product nerve growth factor receptor b (gene ngfrb). Lineage: Eukaryota; Metazoa; Chordata; Actinopteri; Syngnathiformes; Syngnathidae. The record is from RefSeq and is a predicted model, not a curated record. Gene Ontology annotation, biological process: Rho protein signal transduction. Gene Ontology annotation, cellular component: cell surface; plasma membrane. The coding region runs from base 211 to 1521 and encodes 436 amino acids. The transcript is spliced from 6 exons. Gene Ontology annotation, molecular function: death receptor activity; nerve growth factor binding; coreceptor activity.